AUGGGUAUUUAUUGUGCCCGUGCUAUUUUAAUUGAUAAUUUAUUACCUGACAUUGCUUUUGAUAUUUUCACACAUGUAACAGAAUUUUUUGGUUACAAAGUUGUUCUUCUCGGUGAUUUUUCUGCUGAAAAAUUGGAAAAACCUUUUGAAAUAAAUUAUAGAAUAACAGAAAAUGUUGAAUAUAUUAAAGUUAUAACAAAAAAUCAUCGAAUUCAAGGAGCUGUUUUAAUUGGUGAAACAGAAAUGGAAGAGGUUAUGGAAAAUUUAAUAUUAGACCAAAUAGACAUUUCUCAAAUUGAGGAUAAAUUACUUGAUCCAAAUAUUGACUUGGAAGAUUAUUUUGAUUAA
Meloidogyne enterolobii is the source of this 348-nucleotide messenger RNA. Lineage: Eukaryota; Metazoa; Nematoda; Chromadorea; Rhabditida; Meloidogynidae. The record is from the annotation of a GenBank genome assembly.